CCCCGCGUCGCAUUGGCAUGGCUGCCCGUGGUGGAGUCGCCGCUGCUGGCGAGGGUCUGCGCUACGCCGAGUACUCGCCGCCGGCGACCAAACGGCCGGACGCGGACGUGGACCAGGGACUGGCAAGAAGUUUGAUAGCUGUAGGACUGGGUGUUGCAGCUCUUGCAUUUGCAGGUCGCUAUGCAUUUCAAAUCUGGAAGCCUCUAGAACAAGUAAUCACAGAAACGGCAAAGAAGAUUUCCACUCCUAGCUUUUCAUCCUACUAUAAAGGAGGAUUUGAACAGAAAAUGAGUAGGCGAGAAGCUAGUCUUAUUUUGGGUAUAAGCCCAUCUGCUGGCAAGGCCAAGAUUAGAACAGCUCAUAGGAGAAUCAUGAUUUUGAAUCACCCAGAUAAAGGUGGAUCUCCUUACUUAGCAACCAAAAUAAAUGAAGCAAAAGACUUGCUAGAAGCAACCGCGAAACAUUGAUUGAUGCUUAAGAAUCAUUCUGAAGGAAAAAAAGGGAGAAUAUAAAACAAAAAAAGUCCUGCAAAGUAGUCUAAACCACGGUGUUCAUAAUUUUCAUACAUGUACUGACCACAAUCAUUUAUUCCACUAUUAAGGUAUAUAAUAAUAAAAGAUUAACAAUC
Odobenus rosmarus divergens (Pacific walrus) is the source of this 628-nucleotide messenger RNA. RefSeq names its product DnaJ (Hsp40) homolog, subfamily C, member 15 (gene DNAJC15). Gene Ontology annotation, biological process: protein import into mitochondrial matrix. NCBI's taxonomy places the organism in Eukaryota, Metazoa, Chordata, Mammalia, Carnivora, Odobenidae. The transcript has 6 exons. Gene Ontology annotation, cellular component: PAM complex, Tim23 associated import motor. Gene Ontology annotation, molecular function: ATPase activator activity. The coding region runs from base 18 to 467 and encodes 149 amino acids. The record is from RefSeq and is a predicted model, not a curated record.